Molecule: messenger RNA, 1790 nt
Organism: Anolis sagrei ordinatus
Lineage: Eukaryota; Metazoa; Chordata; Lepidosauria; Squamata; Anolidae
Gene: EIF4EBP2
Product: eukaryotic translation initiation factor 4E binding protein 2
Biological process (GO): negative regulation of translational initiation
Cellular component (GO): cytoplasm
Molecular function (GO): eukaryotic initiation factor 4E binding
Source: RefSeq, a predicted model, not a curated record
GACCGCGCGCGCGGCGCUUCCUGCCGAGCCUUGCAAUGGCCUUUGGGAGCGGGGCAGCCCCGCCUGGCUUUUCCCCGCCCCUCUUCCUCCUCCUCCUCCCCCUCCUGCUCCCUCCCUCCCGCUUCCUGCUGCUGCUGGUGGAGGCCGAGGGAGAAGGUGGCGGCGGAGGCGAGGGCCCUGAAGCCGAGGAAGCGCAGCAGCCGCAGCAAGAAGGACGACGACGCCGCCCCCUCCUCCUCCACCCUCGCUGCUUUCUUUUCUCUCCGGGGUUUGCUUCCACCAUGUCCUCCUCCUCCUCUUCCCGCAACAGCGGCGUGGGGCCCCUCCACCCCAGCCAGAGCCGCGCCAUCCCCACCCGGACGGUGCCCAUCAGCGACUCCUCGCAGCUACCUCACGACUACUGCACCACGCCCGGGGGGACCCUCUUCUCCACCACGCCCGGAGGUACCCGAAUCAUCUAUGACCGCAAGUUUCUGUUAGAUCGUCGCAAUUCUCCAAUGGCACAAACCCCUCCGUGCCACCUUCCAAAUAUCCCAGGAGUUACCAGCCCUGGUUCCAUGACUGAGGAUUCCAAAGUGGAAGUAAACAACCUGAACAAUCAUGAUGGAAAGGCUAUAAUUGGUGAUGAUGCUCAGUUUGAGAUGGACAUCUGAUCUUCCUUGAAGGUAACCAUGGAAAGACAGCAACUCCUGAUCACCUGUGCACAUCUGAUUUGGCCAACAGGAUCAAUAACGUGAAGAGUGGUGGAAGAAGAAGAAGAAGAAGCUGUUUCCACUCGAGUCCUCACUUCAUCUUUGGAAGUGCCAAAGGAUAAAGGGACUGUUCCCCUCCCUGAUUCCCAUUAGCCAUACCAUGCUUUCCCUGUUUCCUCUGCUUCCCUCCAAUUCCCUCCUCUUUUUUUUUUUCUAUCUCCUCCCUGGUCUGUGAUUGAUUCAAGCCUGUGAUAAAUUUAUACAGCUGAGGAACAUACCUUGGCUUCUCGCACUUUAAAGGCAACUUAUCAAAUCAUACACAUGCGAGAACUUAAGAUGCCCAUCAACAAUUUGGUAUUUAUUGCAAAACACAAAGGGCCACGGGAGGGAGGGGUGGAUUUAUGCUUGAAGGGACAUGACAUUGUCGUUCUCCUCCCCUUCAUCUACUGAUAACUUGAUACCAAUUUUUUUUUCUGUGUACCUUUUAUUGGUGUGCAGAAUGCACUCCCUUUGGUUCUAAGCCGCCUUUAAAACUUUUUUUUUUUUUUAGUACACAAAUCUUUACAUAUGGGCACAUCAUAUGGUGGGGGUUUUGUCCCCUAGAACAGCAUUGCUGACCUUAAUAAAUUCCUGUAACUUUAGAACAGACGGACAAUUUGAAAAGCAUUACUCUAGGAUAUAUCCAUUUUCUUUUCCAUUUCAUCUCAUCCCAAAGAUUGCCGCAUAGAUCAUGCCAUUUUUCAGUUUCCUUGUUUCCAUCAGUGUUAAAUAGGAACCACAUUUUUGUUCUGAUAUAACCUUGGGAAUACCAUGCUUGAUGGUCCUCAGUCUGUUGUUUUUUUUCUCUUUCCAUAUUUGCUGCUGUUUAAUUUCUGCUGGUUUCUUUGCAAGUCUAUUAUUGUGCCAAAAGGAUUAAUUGAAAUAACCUGGCUAUGCUUGACUAAGAUGGGCUUGGCAAGAGUCUGAUGCUCUUGGGAAAGUCCUGUGUAGACUUGGGCCUCGCUAACAAUUACUUGUCUGCAUUGCGAAUUUCAUGAUGCGUGACUUCAGUAGAUGUGGACAACCAAAUAGUAGGCAGUUAUUUCCUGCUGUCCUCUG